This is a messenger RNA of Punica granatum (pomegranate), 1928 nucleotides long. The record is from RefSeq and is a predicted model, not a curated record. NCBI's taxonomy places the organism in Eukaryota, Viridiplantae, Streptophyta, Magnoliopsida, Myrtales, Lythraceae.
UCCCUCUUCCCUUCUUCAUCCCCCCCCUCUCUCUCCCCACCCCCUCCGUCGCUGUGCGUCUUCUCCGUCUGCAUUGCCGCUAGGGUUUCCCGUUCCGCCACCGGCGCUCGCGGAUUCCUCAGAGCCUCCCGCGGGAUCGGAAUCUUCUGCAUUGUCUCUUGGCUGAUCAGAAGAUUUGAGCUGAAGGGAAGACCCUUACGCGUCGUUUGCAAGAAAUUUGUCUGUUUGCUUCCGCUGAAAUGAGCCGGGAUACUAGACUACAGCAUUAUAUUCAGGGAUUUCUGAUGGAGAGAUGAACUCUGGAAUGAUUUUACGAACGUGUAGCAGUUUCCUUUGAGGAUUGCAUCUUAGUUCUCCUUUGCAGACAAGGAAAACUAGUUGCUUACCGAAGAUCUUUUUGUAUCAUGCUGGCAGAGAGCACGUGUGGAAUCUGUGCUUCGGGUAAUGCCCCUGACGGGAUUUGCAACCGAUGCGUUCGGCGUGGUUACCAUCUGCCUAGUUGCCCUCCUCAUACUUCUUGGUCUGCUUUGCAUCCUUUACCUGUUCUACUUCCGGGCUCGCAUUCGUGGUCAGGGCUUCAUCCAGCUUAACUACUUCAAUGGUCCUUGGAUAAUCCGAAUCACAUUUAUUCUGUUCGCCAUUUGGUGGGGUCUUGGCGAGAUUACUAGGUUACACUUCUUGAGGCGCGAGGGAAGGUUGUUCAAUUCGCUUAGUUUUAAAUGGCAGGAAACCAUCUGCAAAUGCUACAUCAUCUUGAACUUGGGGUUUGCAGAACCUUGCCUGUUCCUAACGUUGGUGUUCUUGCUGCGGGCUCCCUUAGAGAAUAUGGAGUCAGGAAUUUUAAGCCAAAGGUGGAACGGGAAGACGGCAGGCUACAUCUUGCUAUAUUGCUUCCCUGUGUUUAUUCUUCAGCUCAUACUUGCUCUAGCUGGACCCCGGUUGGAUAAACUUAAGAGUGCUGGAAAAUUACCACAUUAUUUCACAAGCGCUGUGAGGAGGUCGGACGACACUGCUCUCUGCACCUACCCCUUACUGAGCACCAUACUGCUCGGGCUCUUUGCUCUUGUCCUGACUGCAUAUUUGUUUUGGUUGGGAAGACAGAUUCUGAGAUUGGUUCUCAAUAAAGGUCUGCAGAGGAGGGUGAAAGCAUUAAUAUUCUCGGCUUCGGGUUUCCUUCCAGUGAGGGUUCUCUUUCUAGGGCUCUCUGUUUUAUCCAAGCCUGAGCAACUUCUCUUCGAGGCUCUUGCUUUCUUGGCUUUUCUUGCUGUUCUAUCCUGUGCUGGCCUAUGUAUAUGUGUGCUCGUGUACUGCCCAGUGGCAGAUUCUUUAGCUGUCGGGAAUCUUCAUGACCUGGAGUCCAGAAGAAGAGUCACUGCUGAUUACAACGAAACCUCAUCCCUCAUUUCCAAUCAUGGAGAGAGCAGCGCAGUCAGUCUCGGUAGAAAUUCUGAUGCGUCGACGAAGCGUGGAUCAAUAUCUUUUCGAGCCUAUGAGAAGGAUGAGUCUUCGAUGGGGACUUCUGUGGAGCUCAGUCUUUUCUCCCCUAGUCGAGAUUCGGCACCUUCACUCUUGGGCUGGCCUCUCCACACAGCAGCCGAGAAUCACGAACCAUGAGAGAUCUCCAGAGCGCUCGUGAGGAUCAAUUUUGUGGGUAAAAAAGAAGAGAUGAUUGUAAAGAGUUUGGCAGUAAUAAUGAAUCUAAUCUUUAUUUUGUUGGUUCCCUUUUAUUAGAUUUUGAAGGUUUUUGUAUGUGGAAAUUGUAUUUGUAUGUCAUCUGUACCAUUUUGAAAUUUUUUCUUUUCUUCUUUGUUUAGGAAAUUGGGUUUUAUUAGUUUUUUUUUAAUUAAUACACGACAUAUAUCAAUUGUACUUUCCAUUCCCUUUUUCUUCGUUUGGCUAUAAAUUUCAAUGUGGAAGCUCAUUUACUA